UGUCCUGACGUUCGCAGAAAGUAUUAUGAUCGCGUGGUCGUACGGAAGUUUGUUCCUCCUGUUCGUUAUUUCGAAGACGAAUCGCGUCGAAGCAAAUCCGAAGUUGAUAUGUCGACCGGAGAUCUCGAGUAAGGUUUGCCAAGAAAGCAAGCAUCAACUGUGUCUGCUCACCGAACAGCUUGAAGCUGACAUUUGUGGUUUGAUCAGGACCAAUCAAACACUGCUGAACUCAGCAAAGCACUUCUUCCUGCAGACCAUGAAGAAUGUGACUGACCAAACCAUCUGUGAGAAUCACGGAUUCAAUGUUCCCGAGACGGAAUCUAGGUGCUUCUCGCCUGAAGUAGAGUCGUUUCUAAGAGCAAAUGGAACCAUGUGCAAAGAAUUGUGUGUGCCACGUGAGGAAACCGAUUUUGUGACUCUCGAAUGUCGAGCAUUCAAAGUUGCCCUUGAUACUGGAAAAUAUGUUGCUUCAUUAAUCUGUAUUGGAAGCGGGAAAGAUCUCGUACAUGUUAACCGUACUGAAGUUGAUGCUACAAGUAUUUCACGCUCAGCAAAGUUAUCGAACAAUUCCGUUCCGACAAAUUUCACGGGGACGAGCUUGAAACCCGGGAAACUUCCUGUGAAAGAUAAACAACGAAAUGCGCCAACGAUGGACAAACGUCAAAAAAACGAUACUGCUUUGGAAGCACCUAUAGAGGAGAGCACCGAAGGAAGUAAGAUUGGAACUGUCUCUUCGCCGAAAAAAUCAUCCACCGAAGGACAGCUCAUUACCACGUCUGUCGAAAAAGAGGAACGAUCGUCGAGUAUUGGAGUCGAGAAAAGCUCUACGAAAGCUGGGACAAUAACUAGCGGUAAACCGUCGAAAGUGGACAAGAAGAAUGAGCGGGAAACUUACAUUCCUUCUGUUUCGGAAGAAAAAUCCAAUUCAGCCGCAAGUGCUAAUGUCACGCCAAGCAUCGAUGCAAAGAUCAAACAAAAGCCGGCAGAAAAGUCAGUUCUUGAGAAUGAAAGUGGCAAAGUAACAAAGCCGAACAAGCCCUCUGUCAAUGGCGUUGUUGACAAGUUUGACGUGGAUUAUGCGGAUAAGGAUCAAAUGGCGUAUGGAGAUGAUGGUCUUUCCGAUUCUAUUGAUGAGCCACCGUCUCAGGAGAAUAUUGCGUUGGUGGAAGAGAAACCCAAGAAAGCUACACUUCGUACAGACUCGAGAAAACCGGAACAUAAUUUAGACUCAUUCAUGAAUGAUCCAAGAUUGAUGCGCAAGAGCAUGGCAGAUGCACAACACUCGGAUUUCAUAAGUUACAUGGGGUUCAUGAUUGUCGUUUCCGCAUUAGUGUACCUGGCGUUCAUCAAUCGUCAUAAGGUGCUUGCUCUUAUUGUGGAAGGAAGCAGAUCAAGAAACAAUAGUGAACGGCGACGAAGUGGGAGUGGAACAAGGUAUCAUAAACUGGACAACGCAGAAGAUUCUCUUGGAUCUCGCAUUCGAGAAUCGGAUGAUAAACAUGUCGUGUUCUAAAGCCACGUUCUUGAUUUCAUCGAACCAUGCAUUGUGAUAUCUUCAGGUUGCUUCUAGGAAGUUGAAAUACUUUUAACGGGCAUAUUUGCGGUGAUAGCACGCGAAGGUACUGCUUACUAGUAAGUCAUGCUCUGGAAGUUUAUUUUUAUUGGUGGUCUGGAUUCAGAUUCCUAGAAUAAUAUGCUUAUUGAGGAAGUCAAUAUUUGCAACGAAAGCCGAUGCUUGAACUUUGCCGUCAAGUGAUCGAAGCAUCUCGACUCACGUUACUUUCUGCUAUCCUUCGUUGGAUCUUUGCGUGCGAAAAUUUCAAGUUGUGAUUCAUGUUCUCCAAUGGAAAUUCGUGGGCGAAAGAAUAUUGUUGGGCGUUUUGUUCCAGUGUCUUCGAGCAAUUGGUGGAAGUAUUUUUCUGCGGAAGUGUUCUGCUUUGAGCCUUGUGAUCGAACAAGUUCUUUGGUGAAGUGAGGUUGCACUUAUGCAAUUGUGUGAAUGAAGCACAUCGUUGUGAAA
Messenger RNA from Notodromas monacha, 2020 nucleotides. Lineage: Eukaryota; Metazoa; Arthropoda; Ostracoda; Podocopida; Cyprididae. The record is from the annotation of a GenBank genome assembly.